UGUUUCAUGAACUCAAUCCUGCAGUGUUUAAGCCACACUCGGGAGCUUCGCGACUACUGUAUCCAGGGCUCGAUGUACCGGCGGGAUCUCAAUGUUCGCAGCCGCAUGAACUCCGCACUGAUGGAGGAGUUCGCGAAGCUGCUACAGAUGCUGUGGACACUGUCGAGUACGGAGCCGGUCAGCCCAUCCGAGUUCAAGACACAGAUCCAGAAAUACGCCCCCAGAUUCGUGGGGUACAAUCAGCAAGACGCGCAGGAGUUUCUCCGCUUCCUGCUUGAUGGUCUCCACAAUGAGGUGAACCGUGUCCUGACGAGGCCCAAAGCCAGCGCCGAGGAUCUCGACCACUUACCCGAUGAUGAAAAGGGGAAACAAAUGUGGAAAAAGUACCUGGAGCGAGAGGACAGUCGGAUUGUGGAUCUGUUUGUCGGCCAGUUGAAGAGCUCACUGACAUGCAGUGAGUGUGGCUACUGCUCCACCGUCUUCGACCCAUUCUGGGACCUGUCACUCCCCAUCUCCAAGAAAGGCUACGGGGAGGUCUCCCUAAUGGACUGUAUCCGUCUCUUCACCAAAGAGGAUGUCCUGGACGGUGAUGAGAAGCCGACAUGCUACAGGUGUAAAGCCCGGAGAAGAUGCACUAAAAAAUUCACAAUUCAGAAGUUCCCAAAGAUCCUGGUUCUCCAUUUGAAGCGAUUCUCUGAAUCCCGCAUCCGCACCAGCAAGCUCUCCACCUUCGUAAACUUCCCCCUGAAGGAUCUCGACCUUCGAGAGUUCUCUUCGGAGCACAAUGUGAAUGCGGUGUAUAACCUGUACGCCGUCUCCAACCACUCGGGCACUACCAUGGGCGGCCACUACACAGCGUACUGCCGGCACCCGCUCUCCACAGAGUGGUUCAGCUUCAACGACUCCAGAGUUUCCCCGAUGACGGCCAGCCAGGUACGGAGCAGCGACGCCUACGUUUUAUUUUAUGAACUCUCCAGCCCCUCCUCACGGAUGUAACUCCUCUUCUCCCCCCUCCUGCCCCAUCCCCUGCCCCAUCCUCCCACGUACUGGACACAGCCUCGGGGGGGGGGGUGCCACGGUCACAAAGCGACUACAAACAGUGAGGCUUGUCGCCAUCGAUUGCCCCCACGAUGACGCUCCCCUCCCCCUCUCUGUGUCAAAGGUCAGUGUGAGGACACAACCUUGAGUGAGCAAGAGAGCGAGUCGGGGAGGGAGAGGGGAAACUAACUCUUUUCCCCCCUCUCAGCACACAUGUACAACACAAGUGCAAACACACAUGCACUCAGCUGUCUCGGUCUCUCUCAACCUUACACCAGCUCAGAAGGUGGGGAGUGAGGGGAGUGCAGUGCGGGGGCUGGAAACUGUCCUGAAACCCUCUCACUCUCCCGGCCAGGCUGAGAGUCCCCCAAUGCCCGUCCACCCCCACCUAUUUGCAAGAUGUUUCUCUAAGUUGAAGAUUAACCUUGCGCUUCUUUUUCAAGCAUUAAAAAGCUCCUGAAUUGCUACAUAGAAGAAAGACUCCUUCCUGUCCCAGCGCUGAGGCCUCGGGUGGGGUGGGAGUACAUAACGCAUGGAGGGGGGGAUUCUGCACUUGUGUCUGUUCACCUCACACUCACUCAGUAAAGCCAUUCAGUUGUCAGUGGCAGUGAACUCCAGAGGGCAGUAUUCUGAGGUUACACGUAGGAGCUUUACUGCGUCUCUAACCCUGACCUGGGAGUUUGGACGCACAGUUUAGAGGGAGUUUGUUUUCAGAGCCUUGGGUGUUUUUCUGUCAGCUCUUCCCUUGUACAUGCACACACGCACAAACACACGCGUGUGUAUACAUUGAGCCCUCUCCCGUGGUGCAUCCAUACCAGCCUCCCUCGACGCAAUCCAGCUCAGGAAAUUGCAACAAAGGGCUGGAGGGAGGUGUGUGGUGGGAGUGUAGCUGUGUGUUUGGUGGGAAGAGGAGAGCUGUGUGUGUGUGUGUGAUUGGGGGGAGACGGGGAAAGGGGCAAUUGUCACUAUAAUGCAGCUAAUCUCCCCACACUCUCUCUGCUCCCUGUGUCGCUGCCUUGUGUCCACUCCCAGAGUUAUUUAUUUAUUCACGGAGCGUUGAACAGUCUCCUUUCCCACACCCCCAUGCGACGAGAGAGGGUUGAGGUUGCUCGGGCUGGGCUGUGUUGUUAUGUUGUGGGUUUACUAUGUAAACAAGCACAGGAGAUAAUAUUUUAUAUUCAACAGUGAGGAUUUGUACAUAACAUUUUAACAAAGUAAAUCUAUAUUGAUGUAUCCAAUCUGAGGGUGUGAGGGCUCGCUGUGUGCGAGCGUCUGAAUGUUGACAUUACACCGUGGGGUGGGCUCUUGAGUUUUUUCCAGCAGUUUCUGCGGGAUUCCAUGCUCCCAUAAGGAACCAGAUUGUAUUCCGGUUUGGAUACAUGCUUUACCAGCCAGAACGGGGAGGGUAGGUGGGGUGGUCUGGAUUUGAGCUGUUCCCUCUCCCACCAGACAUGGUCUGCAGGAACUAAUUACAUAUUUUCAUUUUUAGUUUUAAAAAAAUCUUCAGCAUGAUUUUCUUUCUCCCCCCACCCCCCACCUUUCCCUUUCCUCAUACUCCCCUCCGCCUCACUCAUGCUCCACGUAGAGUGUGUGUGGAGGGGACCGUCUGGCCCCUCUUUUGUGGGCUCAGGUGACGGAGCUGCUCAGAGACGGUGGUGCUUGACUGUUUGCCCCACCUCUGGCUCACCUUCCUGCUCUCCCUCCUGCCCCCCCCCAGUAAUGAAUGAGGUGGAAACCCUACGAGUGAGAGAGGGCUGUGCCUUGGUUGCCAUAGUAACUGCAGGAGUUUCAGGAAAUAAUCGCCCUCACACACUAUGUUUGUUGUAACUAUUUUAUUUCCAUCCGAAAUGAAAGGGUUAAUUGGAAUGUUCUGGAGCAAAAGAAUAAAACUGCACUUUGUUUACGGA
This is a messenger RNA of Callorhinchus milii (elephant shark), 2945 nucleotides long. It is a transcript of the gene usp2a, whose product is annotated as ubiquitin specific peptidase 2a. The record is from RefSeq and is a predicted model, not a curated record. Lineage: Eukaryota; Metazoa; Chordata; Chondrichthyes; Chimaeriformes; Callorhinchidae. Gene Ontology annotation, cellular component: cytoplasm. Gene Ontology annotation, biological process: protein deubiquitination. Gene Ontology annotation, molecular function: cysteine-type deubiquitinase activity.